Schistosoma bovis is the source of this 4807-nucleotide messenger RNA. The record is from the annotation of a GenBank genome assembly. Lineage: Eukaryota; Metazoa; Platyhelminthes; Trematoda; Strigeidida; Schistosomatidae.
GUUAAUUCCCCAAAUGACUGGCGGUUAUAUCGUAUGGCAUUGGACUUUGGUUCGUCGGUUCAGUCUUGGAGCUUUUUGCCUUACCAUAUUGUAAAGCGUAUAUACAGUUAUUUAGGCGAUGAAGUUGUUUACGUUUCUACCGUGUGCAAACACUGGCGUGGGGUCGCAUACACCGAUAGAUCUGUAUGGAAGAAACUACAUAUAUGUCCUCCUAAUUUUCCAGAAGUUGAAGCUCUCAAGAAUCAGAUUAUCCCUAUGAAAAUUUGUAACGAGGUUUCACUUGAAUUUGACCCAAGGAAUGAGUCUCAUGUUGCUGUUUUGGAAUACACGCUGAGUGCUUUGUGUUCGAAUGCUGGAAUACAUUCCAUUUCCCUACGACCGACAUUAAAACUUUUAUACAAUAAAUCCUCUUUGAAUAUCUCGAACCGACUUUCAAAAAAAAUAAUAAAUGCAUUAUGUGAGGUCAUUAUGAAUGCUAAAUGUUUAAAAAAUUUUUAUUGGGGUGGGACUUAUUGUGGAAGUUAUGAAGUCAGUCGUGUAUUACAAUCAUUGACAAAAAAUCAAAAGCAUAAUUUAUUAUCAUUACAAAUUAUCAGAUUAUUUCAAAUUAAUCAAUCCAUGUCAUAUUUAAAUACAAGAUUAUUUAUAUUUUCCAACCUCAACCAAUUUUCUAUUAAUUACCUAAAUCUUUCGGAGGAUAUACUUUUAAUUUUAUCGAGAAAUUCAAACCAUCUUCGUAUUUUAAAACUUUUUGUACAAAACAAUGUUCAAGAUCUUCCCAUAAUUCGAAAUCAAAUUUGGAGACAUGUGCAUGAAAUACUUCCUAAUUUGCGUGUGACUUUAUUCCUAAUUUGUGUAAACGAUCUCAAACAAUCAACAAUCCAUUCGAAUUCAAUCAAUCAACGAAUGUCUUUCAUACAAAAUACUACUCAAGAACUUGAUAAUCAAUUACCACUACCAUCAUCAUAUUCAUCGAUGUCACCAUCCCAUUCUGUCACUUCUACAUCCUCAUCGCCAACGUCUUCAUCUUCACCGCAUAUACCGGUGCAAUGUCGACUGGAAAAUGAACGUGAACAACAUUUAAGGGAGGAUCAUCAUCCAUAUGGUGAACAGAAUCAAAUUUAUCAAUUACUUUCAACCAAACUUUUGCCUUCUGCUUUGCCUUUAAAUUCAAUUUAUAUAUACUAUUGUAAACCAGAUCCAUUGUCUUAUCUUAUACAAUAUUUAAUGGAUACAUUUGCUAUGAGUUUAGAGCAUUUCUAUCUAAUUGAUACUUUCAAUAUAAUAUCUGUGAUGUCAAACAAUUCUAACGGUAUUUUACAUAAUAAUUCUCAUUAUACGGAAUAUACUACCAUUACUACUAGUAGUGAUAAUAAUAAUAAUAAUGGCAAUAUCAUUAGAUUUAUUGCCAAUACACCAGCAACAAUUUCUUAUGAUGCUGUUAUUAAUUAUGAUAAUUACGACUGUGUUGACUCUGAUUAUCAGUCAAUGUUCAGUUCUUAUUCCUCACAUCAUUCAUUAUUACUGGAUAGUACAAGUGAUUUUGAUAUAUUGAGCUGUGAUUCUUCCUAUGAUCUAUUUGAUUAUGAAGACAAAAGUUGUAGUAAUAAUAAUUAUUACUCAGGUAAUUUUUUGCUGCCCGUUUCAACCAGUCUAUCUUUGACUUCAUCAUCUUCGUCUUUACCGGUACCGUCAGGGUCAUGUUUGUCUGGUGAUCAAAUACACCAAUCAUUGAUAGCACCAAUAUCACUUCAUAAGAUGGUUGAACAAAUUGAAUACUCGUCUAAUUCAGAAAUUAUAUUACCAAAAAAUGGGAAUGAUAGUUUGUGCAUAAUGAAAUCAACUGCAUGUGAGGAAAGUGCUAUCGAUAAGGGUGGUGGUAGUGAUACAAGCGUUGUAUCUCAUUCAGCUCUCAUUUCUACUCAUGAUAGUAUCAAUACAACUAAAACCAAUGUUAAUGAUUAUUGUGAUUAUUUACCUUACGAUUGUAAUUAUUAUUCCAAUUUUUCCGAGGCUCCACAAUCAGCUACUUCAUCAAAUCUUGUUUUUUACUCACCAAAUUUGUAUAAAGCGCCUGAUGAUGUCAACCCUGAUCCGUUUGUUAUGUUAGCAUGGAGAUGUCAACAAUUGUCGCAUUUUACACUAAUUGGUUACUGGUUUAAUAUUGUGGAUAUGAAAGCUUUUACAGCUCUUCGUGGUACAUCACUCAAAUCUUUUCGUAUUCCUAGUUGUUGUAUUUCUAUUGAUGAUCAAUCUUGGCCAUUUAAUUUGGAUGAGAAUUUAAAUGAAGUGAGUAAUUGAAAUAUCAAAACAGUGUUAUCUGUAUCUAAUUGAUUUAUCUCUACGUGUUGAAUAAAAGUAUAUAACAAAUUAGUAACCUGUGCAUUACUUUUUCUGUUCAAGUAUAUUUACUACAAGCGAUGUGUAUUAUAGAUUAAAUCAACAUGAAUCUUGGUGAAAUAAGUCAUUCAGUCAUACGCAAUGUAAAUAACCUGACACAUACAUGCACUGGUUCAAGUUGCUGUCCCUUAAUAACACAGCGAAAUAAAAUUAUUUGGAGAUAAAUUGAAGAGUAUUAAGCAGUAUCAGUGGUGUUAGAGACGAUUAGGUAGAGAAAAAGAAAUAAAAGGUAUGAGAAGAUUCCGAGACUCGAGUACUAAGGGAAGACUAGGAGUGGAUCUGUUCGAUUUAGUAAGUCUUCAAACAUUUGAUAUUGUAACAUAAUAUUCACAAUUUCCAACUAGUAGCUCUUAUAAAUUUGAAUUACUCCAAUGAAAAAGGUAUAGAUAUUGGAGUAGAAACUUUGCGACAUAUACAUUAAAUUCUAAAAUUCAUAAACUGGUCUGCGAAACUGUGGAUAGUUGGUGACUGAUUACCUUAUCCUAAUUAAAAGAGAUGUUUUUGGUAUUGAGAACUACCUUGAUAUGAAUUUUUGUACUCUACACAUAAUUGAGAAAUUAAGUCACAAAAAAUAAGUUGAUUCGUAAUAAAUGAACACAAUAGUAGAAAUUAGUUUUAAUCUUUUUUUUUCAUACCAUUAUAACAUUGAGUAUUGUUAUUUUGACUAAAGUGAAAUUGUUUUUCACAGAAAAACAAGUAAUGUAAGAUGUUUCUUCAAUUCGUCGUCAUUUUUUUUCUCUAUCGUAUUCCUCAAUAAUAUUUUUAUUUUGAUAUCAUUUUCUAUAUCUUGAAUUGAUUGGAACCGAAAUAAUGUUUGUAUUUGAACUUGUUUCUACAAAUUUAAUCUAAAAUAAAGGGAAUUAAGAAAGUCAUUAAAUAAACGUUCCUAGAUUUAUUCACUCUCUACAGACUGAGAUUUAUAGUUAUUAUAUACUGUUGGCUAACUCAUGUAAUCUACGUUAGGUAAAGUUUAUUUCGAAGCGUUGACAUAAUAGUAGUUCAAAGUUGAAUAGUAUUUGAAGUAAUCCACUUAUGAAUAAUAAAGCUAGAUUGAAUGAGAAAAUUUUUAAAUAACCUAAAAUACAAGAGUUCAGAACUCUCUUUUUUUUUGAAUGAAUAUAUCGUUUUAAGUUGUAAUAACUAAAUGAUUAGGAAUGAAUAACAAGUAAUUAACGAAAGUUUAAAUAUUUUUAAUUGAAACAAGACUUAAAACAUUCAGAACUUAAUGUAAACCACCACUUCUUCCGAGAACGAAAAUAAAUUAACACAAGUUCAUAUAGUACAAAGGUUUGUUCCUGUUGUUCUGCCAUAUCAUCAUGGCAUAACAGAAGAAUUACAAAGAAUCCUUAGAUCACACAGAAUUUAGGCAAUGUGUAAAACAAAUAAAAGAUAAAAUACUUAUCACUUCGACACAGAAUUAUGUUUACAGACUGUGAUGUUUAGAUGGUGAUUUAUUCUAUACUAGACAGUCUUCUCAUGAUAUCAUGACUGAUGCCAAAGAACACACAAAAACACUUUCAAAUAAACCUCUAGAACUAGAAAGAAGAAAAGCACGUCUAACUAUCCAUCCAACAUGGACCAUUCAAAUAUUCGCACAACUAAUUCUAUCCACUUUUCACACCACUAACAAAUAUAUUCCUGACGUUACUCUUCCACAUUACAAAUAUCACAUUUUCUUCACUCACGAACACAUAAUUACACACAGCUAGGUUUCACACAAAAAAGUAACCGUGACUGAAAUGACAAUGUUAAUAUAAUCAAAUCUAUUUUAAUUUAGAUUGUACUGAAAAUAUUCUGCUUUGUGUCUUUUAUAGUAUUUAGACUUGUGUUAAUCUAAUUCAUUUACUAUUUUUAUUUUUGAAUUUCGCGAUAACCACAAUACUAUCCAACCAUUGAGUUGGUAAAAUUCGAUUUUUUACGUUCCUCAGUGAAUUUCCGGAAUUUUUGUUCUGAAAUCGUGAUUUAUGAAGGUGAAAAUCAUGCAUUUAUUCAGAGAUAACAUUGAGUAGUUCCACAUCAUUUCAUGGAUUAAUUGAAAUUAGGAAAUACGUAUCAUCGAAUUUAGGCUUAAUGACUGAAUUUUAUGAUGCUCAAUCGUAGAAGUUCUGAAACCCCUCUAAACAUAGUAGCAGAAUAGGCACUUACCUAUUCAGAAAAGUGACACGUUACUCUUCACUUUCGAGAUGUUUCGAAGAAACUUCUAUUGUUAGGUGAUUAGAUAAAAUGUAUCCCAGAGUUUUCAGGGCCCGUUUGGGCUUUUUUCAAGGAAUUUUUGUGGAUCUUCUCAACACUAACAUUAUAUGUAACCGGUAUGAGGGGAUACACUAAUAGAUUUAGCACAAAAUUACUAAAAAAUCACAUUCGUCAUGUUAUAUAAAACGAAAUUCACAAUGAAUAAAUACUUACG